This is a messenger RNA of Camellia sinensis, 892 nucleotides long. RefSeq lists its product as uncharacterized. The record is from RefSeq and is a predicted model, not a curated record. NCBI's taxonomy places the organism in Eukaryota, Viridiplantae, Streptophyta, Magnoliopsida, Ericales, Theaceae.
ACUGCACUACUGAAAUAGCAAGCACUACUGAAAGUGAAAAGAGGGUUAAUACAGCACCACCACUCCCUCUUGAUCGGAUUCCCCCCAAAAACAAGGGAGAGAGAGAUGGAAAGCAAACCCUAGCGACUCUCUUCCUCCAAUAGUGGGAGUCUUUUCCUUGUGUUAAGAGUUUGUUAUGGCUUCAAAGAGGAUUCAUGCAGUAUUCAGCGUGUGUGCUAUUUGGGCAAUUGUUUUCUUCACGAUCGUCCCUAAUCAAGCCCUCGCAAAGUCUCGCCGCCACCCAAUUUCGGACAAUGAGAUCAGAGAAAAGAAAAACCAGUGCUACGAAGACAUCGAGAGUGGAUUGUGGGGUUGGCAAUGCAAGUCUUCGAUGAUAGCAAAGGAGAAUUGUGCUUUGCGGUGUCUUUCACCUACUUGUUUUGAGCUCAUUUAUGAGGGCGACCCGUUAGAAGAAGGAGAGAAAGACUAUUUCAGAAGCCAGGAGUACAAGUACUGUAUGCACAAGUUAUCAUUGGGAGAGAGCCUGGAUGGUAUAAAAGGUUCCUUCAACUACUAGACGAAUCGAAUAUAAAGUGGCAACUGUGUAGUCCGAUUGUGUUGGUUGUGUUGAGUGUCUGUUUUUCAAUCAAAAAACACCGGCUUGUAUAUUUAUGUAUUGGAAUUUUUUCUCAUUCCUUUGUUUGACAAUUUGUUUUAUUUCUGAUGUUUGAAGCAAUCUUCAAAUUGAUGCAAUUCAGCUAGAGUUCAGACAGAUCCUAGUUCACUUGAUGUCCAACAGAGGUAGUAAGUACACACUUUAGACCCAUGUCAUUGUGAUAUAUGUAUGUACCAAUCAGACCUGACCUAAUUUUUAAUGUCAUAAUUAGGGCAUCACCUGUUCUAACAUUUUACC